Molecule: messenger RNA, 2542 nt
Organism: Octodon degus (degu)
Lineage: Eukaryota; Metazoa; Chordata; Mammalia; Rodentia; Octodontidae
Gene: Cmpk2
Product: cytidine/uridine monophosphate kinase 2
Exons: 5
Coding region: 30-1385 (451 amino acids)
Biological process (GO): dTTP biosynthetic process; dTDP biosynthetic process; dUDP biosynthetic process
Cellular component (GO): cytoplasm; mitochondrion
Molecular function (GO): dTMP kinase activity
Source: RefSeq, a predicted model, not a curated record
CGGCGGAGGGCGGGGACACCGGAGCGCUCAUGGCUUUGGGGAUCCGCCCGCGCUGGCCCGGGCAGCUAAGGCGCCUGCAGGGCCCGCGGUGGAGGCGGAUCGGGACCUGCGUCCCCGCCAUGGCUCCGCCGCGCCGCUUCGCGUUGGAGCUUCCAGACUGCAGCCUGGCUCACUUCGCCCUGGGAGACGCGGAGGCUGCGGGCGCGCACCCAGACCAGCGUCUAUCCGCACUACUGGGGUCUCCCGGGCGUAGCUUCGCGCUGUGCGCGCCCGCGGUCACGGGGGGCGAUUGCGGAGCGCGCGUACGGGCGGCGCGCGUGCACCAGCAUCUGCAGCUCCAGCUGCGCAACCUGCAGCCCUUCCACCAGUGCCAGCUGCGCAGGCUGCUUGGCUACAGCCCGGGAGAACCGGCCGCUGGCGCCCAGCACGGCUUCCUGCUGCGCGACCCCCGUGCGGGCCCGGACACACGGCGCGCGCUGCUCGAGGUCCUCCUAGCCUGCCCCGAGCUCGCACGCCCGCACCUGGGAGAGUUCGAGACAGACUCGAGCGGCGCGCUGUGGCUGCGGCUCUGGGAGUUGCGAGGGGGCGCGCAAAGGCAGGUGAGCUGCGCACGCGUGGUUCCACUUCCGGAGCCCCCUCUACACCCGGUGGUGCCAGACCUGCCCAAUUCCGCGGUCUUCCCGGGCCAGUACGCCGCCCGUGCUGUUUUGGAGGAGUGUACUCCCUUUAUUCCGGAAGCCCAAGCAGUACUCAACCUGGUUGAUCAGUGUCCAAAGCAGGUGCAGAAAGGAGAGUUUCCUGUCAUCGUCAUUGAAGGACUGGAUGCCACUGGUAAAACCACAGUGACGCGGUCCAUCUCUGAGGCGCUUGGCGCUGUGCUCCUACAGUCGCCCCCUCCUUCCCUUGGCCACUGGAGGAAAAUCUUCGACGAUGAGCCAAAUAUCAUCAGGAGAGCUUUUUAUUCUCUGGGCAAUUACAUUGUGGCUUCUGAAAUAGCUGAAUUGUCCGCCAGGUCGCCUGUGAUUGUGGACAGGUACUGGCACAGUACGGCGACUUAUGCCAUUGCCACUGAGGUGAGUGGGGGUCCACAGCACCUGCCCCCAGCCCACCACCCUGUGUAUCAGUGGCCCCAGGACCUGCUCAGGCCUGACCUGGUGGUGCUGCUCACCGUGAGUCCCGAGGAGAGGGCGCAGCGGCUGCAGGGCAGGGGCCUGGAGAAGACUAGAGAAGAGGCGGAGCUGGAGGCCAACAGCAUCUUUCGUCAGAAGGUAGAAAUGUCAUACCGCAGGAUGGAGAACCCAGCAUGCCAUGUGGUGGACGCCAGCCCCUCGAGAGAAGAGGUCUUGCAGACAGUUGUACGCUUGAUUCAAAGCACUUGUCAUUAACUUUGCCUGCUCUGGCCAGAUGCUGCAGCAUCCUAGAGUGCAUGUCCUGCAUCUUUGCUAUGCAGCAUCCCUAACUAUUGUAGAGGCACAUCAUGUGGCAGAGACCCGAAGACCUCAGGGUGUUGUUCACCUUCCUUCUUCAGCUGCUGUUCACCCUGCUGGCGGAAAGGCUUGGCACACUUGCGAACAAUUCGGUGCCAGCGGCUGCUUCAUCUUCUUGGAGUGUGGUGUGAUGCCCAUUAUUGCCAACUCUGGGAGCUUUGUUUCAGCCAGACAGCACCAGGGUGCAGAAGCUGCAAGCAAGGUCCUCACCCUCAGCACAAGUCCUGCAGCCUCUGCCCGACCUAACUCCUCAUUGCUGAGGGAGUCUCAUGCGGCCAGAGCUAACUUCUUCCUAGUCUGGGCCUCAUCACUGUGCAGGGCUUGCUAUGUGUCCUUAAGCACCAAAUCUUGGAGCCAGGUAUUUUCCCAGAGUCCACCUCGCCAAGACAUCCAUUGGGAGGCAGGAGACAUUUACAAAGAAAGCAUCAAUUUUAUGUCAGAAGCUCACAGCCCCUUCCAGUUGUCCCCUAGUCUAGCACUUCAGACUCCAAGCCAUUGAACCCAAGCUGCUGUGACUGCAAAUACACCAACCUUCUGUCAUUAUAUUUUGCUUAUUUAUAUUCCCUUGCUUUUCUCUGAAAUAUGGCUUUGAAUGUAAUGAGCAGUUUGAGCUGAACGGGAUUCAUUUCACUUAGCCAAUCCAGCAAUUUAUUUGUAUUGAUGUUUACAUCAUACAUUUCCUCAGGGUAGGAGCUAUGAGUCACUAAUUAAAAUGGGAGCCAAGAAGCUAAAUGCAAUGUUUGUUGCGUAUUUUCAUGACACAAAUUUAAUUUAUCUCACUCAAUAAGCACAGUGGUUCCUGGAAUGGGAUUUCUUAGUAAAUUAUCUUGCUUGUGAAUGUCUUAAUGAUUAUGCAGGAAGGCAGCUUUGAGGUCUGGUUGGCCAGAAAAAGAAGGAGCUGAGGAGACGGGAAACCUUAGUAGCUGUCUGGCCUUAACUGCUUCAUGUUACAUUUCUACUUCAUGUUGCUUAACCUAAAAAAAGGUUGAUAAGGUCUGGCCAAAUAGCUCAGCAGAUUAAAGCACCUGCAAGCAGGCUCAGGGGCCAGAGUUACA